This is a messenger RNA of Oncorhynchus kisutch (coho salmon), 3850 nucleotides long. RefSeq names its product protein unc-45 homolog B-like. Gene Ontology annotation, molecular function: Hsp90 protein binding. Bases 1 to 2724 code for a protein of 907 amino acids. The transcript has 19 exons. NCBI's taxonomy places the organism in Eukaryota, Metazoa, Chordata, Actinopteri, Salmoniformes, Salmonidae. The record is from RefSeq and is a predicted model, not a curated record. Gene Ontology annotation, cellular component: cytoplasm.
AUGGGAGAGAUGGCAGAUCCAAUCCAGUUAAAAGAUGAGGGAAACAAGCAUUUCCAAGCCGGUGAGGUGGACAAGGCCAUUGAGUGCUACACAAAAGCCACCAAGUUGUGCAAAGACAAAAAGGUGCUCGCUGUCAUCUACAGGAACAGAUCAGCCUGCUUCCUGAAAAAGGAAAGCUACACCAAUGCAGCCUCUGAUGCCUCCAAAGCCAUUGACAUGGAUGCAGCAGACGUCAAAGCCCUGUUCCGGCGGUGCCAGGCUCUGGAGAAGCUGGACAAGCUGGACAUGGCCUUCAAAGACGUCCAGAGGUGUUCCAUCAUCGAGCCCAAAAACAAGACCAUCCUGGAGACACUCAGGAGGCUGGGGGCGGAGAUCCAAGCCAAGGUGUGCUACCAACUGGGACCAUUUAGUCGGGUCCAGAACAUGUUUGACAUUCUGCUUGAUGAGGAGAUGGACAAGAAGGAAAAGGCUGCUAACAACCUGGAGGUUCUGGCCAGAGAAGAUGCUGGCGCUGAGAGAAUCUUCCAGAACAACGGAGUGCCUCUGCUGCUGGAUAUGCUUGAGACCGGAAAAGUAGAGAUGGUCCUGGCCGCUAUCCGUACCUUCGCGGGAAUGUGCACUGGACACAAAGCACGGACCAUGGCCAUUAUCCACCUGGUGGGCAUUGACAAGCUGUGCAGCAUCAUGGCUGUCGACAAUGAGGACAUCGCCUUGGCAACUUCCGACCUGUUCCAGUGCAUCAACGACUCCCUUACCGGAGGAGACCGGAGGAUUUAUGGGAAGGAGGAAGCCCUGGUUUUGGAUGCAAGCAAAAACUUGAAGAGCAUCCUGAUGGCCCUGCUGGAGAUGGUUGCCAGUAAGAAGGUUUCAGGACACGGCAGAGACCAGGCCCUGAACCUGCUGUGCAGGAACGUGCCUCGCAAGGACAAGAAAGACCAUGACCACUCCAAGAGCCUCUUCACCAUUGACCAUGGUGAGCGAAAGAUCCUGAAGGUGUGUGGCCAGAUACCUGACCUCCCAGACCAGCUGCCCAUGACGGAGAACACUCAGCUCAUCGCCAGCGUGUUGCUUGACAAGCUCUGGGACGACCUGCGCUGCGACCCCGAGAGAGACCACUACAGGGAAGUCUGUGACGAGUACAUCAAAGGCAAGUUUGACCCCAACGACAUGGACAGGAACAUCCACGCCAUCAACACUCUGUCAGGCCUGCUGCAGGGGCCAUUUGAGGUUGGCUACCAGCUGGUGGGUCGCCAGGGCAUCAUGGAGAUGAUGGUGGCGCUGUGCGGCUCUGAGCGUGAGGUGGACCAGAUGGUUGCCGUGGAAGCGCUGAUCCACUCCUCGACGAAGAUGAGCCGCGCCUCCUUCAUUAUCACCAACGGCGUGUCGCUGCUCAAAGACAUCUACAAGAAGACCAAGAACGAGAAGAUCAAGAUCCGUGCGCUGGUGGGCCUGUGUAAGCUGGGCUCAGCAGGUGGAGAUGACUAUAGUAUGAGGCAGUUUGCUGAGGGCUCCACUGAGAAACUGGCCAAGCAGUGCAGGAAGUGGCUGUGUAACUCUGCCAUGGACACGAAGACCAGGAAGUGGGCUAUAGAAGGUCUGGCCUACCUGACCCAAGACGCUGAUGUAAAGGAUGACUUUGUUGAGGUCAAGCCUGCCAUGAAAGCCAUGUUUGAACUGGCCACGUCUAAAGAUAAGACCAUCCUAUAUGCUGUGGCCUGUACCCUGGUCAACUGCACCAACAGCUAUGAGAAGAAAGAGAUCAUGCCUGAGCUGGUUCAGCUGGCCAAGUUCUCCAAGCAGCACGUCCCAGAGCAGCACCACAAGGACAAGAAGGAUUUCAUCCAGAAGAGAGUGAAGAGGAUGCUAAAGGGAGGGGUCAUCUCAGCUCUCACUGUCAUGGUGAAAGCUGACAACCUUCUCCUGACUGACCAGACCAAAGAGAUGCUGGCAAGGGUGUUCCUUGCCUUGGCAGAUGAUGCCAAAGACCGUGGCACGAUUUGCGCCCAUGGAGGGGGCAAGGCUCUGAUCCCAUUGGCUCUGGAGGGAUCAGCUAUAGGGAAAAUAAGGGCCUCCCACGCCCUGGCCAAGAUCGCUGCUGUGUCCAACCCAGAGAUUGCCUUCCCAGGAGAGAGGAUCUAUGAGGUGGUGCGUCCUCUGGUCAGCCUGUUGCACCCUGAGAGAGACGGGGUGCAGAACUACGAGGCACUUCUGAGUCUCACCAACUUGGCUGGUCUCAACGACAAACUGAGACAGGCAGCCACAGAGUGCAUGUGCAACCUGGUGACGUGCAAAGAGGUGCAGGAUCGGUACCUGGAGGAUGGGAAUGAUAGGCUGAAGCUGCUGGUGCUGAUGUGUGCUGAGGACGAUGAAAAGCUCCAGAGAGCUGCAGCCGGAGCACUGGCCAUGCUCACUGCCGCCCAGAAGAAACUGUGCACCAAGAUGACCCUGGUGACUUUGCAGUGGAUGGAGUUCCUUCAGAGGCUCAUUCUCCAUGACCAGCCCCAGAUCCAGCACAGAGGCCUGGUGAUUGUGUACAACAUACUGAACUCGGACGACAACGAGCUAGCCAAGAAGCUGAUCGAGAGCAAGAUCCUGGAGAUCCUGACAGUGAUUGGCAAAGCAAUGGACAACCCCAAGAGGCAGCUUGUGAUCGAUGUGGCACGCACCUGCCUGGUCAAGGCCAUGGACCUCGGCCUCAUUAAGCCAUUCACAACCCCUUCUUAAAGCAGUGUUUCUUAAGCUUUUUAUAGUACUACGGACUGGCUUGCAAUGGACCUACUCCCUUAAAGGCGCAACCCAAUCAACCAGAAACAAAUCACACAGAAAUAAGAACAUGUAUGACAGUUCCAUUUUAGUCCAAUGAGUGUGUAUAUUUGGUGGGUACACUUGCAAACGCCCAUACCCCUCACUGCCCACAGUCCUCCCAAAGUGUCAGGCCAACACUUGUUACAGUACAUUGGACUUACAGUUUGUGCCUUUUAAUGAAAACUGCAACGUGUGAGCUAAUUACAGUCUGCCUAACUUGCUGAUCAGAUACACCCCACAGAUUGAGGUCCAGAGACUGAAGAUUGAGAAACUCUGUGUUGAGUGUGGGCCAAUGGACAGGGAGGCCAGGAGAUGGGACUGAUGGUGCACCUGAACAGCCACCUAUCAUGAAAUCAGAGACAGUACAAAUUAAAUCUCUUGAGAUAUUUUAUUUAGAAUUUUCAGAAAGAAAACACCACGUGAACGUUUAACCAUUUGUUAGAAAAGAUAACAAUGCCUGUCUUGGCAUUAGAGCUCUGUCCUGCAGGGUAGCUCACUGCCAGAGCCAAGCGUCAUAUGAAUGUUAUAAUAAAACUAUAGGCAGCGAGCACGAUACGCUAUAUCAAAUCCCCCCCGAAGGAAGAAACAGAACCCACAGGUGGAGGCUGGGCUGGUGGUGGGACAUCAGAAACAGAACCCACAGGUGGAGGCUGGGCUGGUGGUGGGAUAUCAGAAACAGAACCCACAGGUGGAGGCUGGGCUGGUGGUGGGAUAUCAGAAACAGCAAGCAUAGCGAGUAACAGCUAGUUACAGCAGCAAGAGACAACAGCGCAUGAGAGCGUGUGACAUCCAGCAUUGGGGAAGCAUGUGCAGAACUGGUGGACUUCAAUAGACCGCAUGUAAUUCAUGGGAAUCCAACUGGUGCAAUAUCCGCUGAUGCGAUCAGCUGAAGCCACCACACUCAUGUUUCCCUUCUGAACCAGCUACACUUUAUAUAGAUUUUUUUGUAAGUUAAGUAGAGUUUAUUUGUGUGGAUAAGAGGUGUUUGUUUAAUGUUAUUUGUAUUUUACACUUAAGGAUAAAGAUGAGAAUUUUGACUAUUGUC